This is a messenger RNA of Parnassius mnemosyne (clouded apollo), 438 nucleotides long. NCBI's taxonomy places the organism in Eukaryota, Metazoa, Arthropoda, Insecta, Lepidoptera, Papilionidae. The record is from the annotation of a GenBank genome assembly.
AUGAUGUCAAAGAGUGGAAAUACGACAAGUGACGAACAAGAAGUGUGUCGAGUGGCCAUUAAGACAGAUGUAAACUUGGAUAAUGUAGCUUUAUUGGCGGAUAAGAUCAACGAAGUCACUCUCCAACCUCAGGUGCAUCACAUAGCCACACCGCCACAUCACACCGCCACUUCAGCCACACCGUCAACUUCGUCCGAAUUUGAAGAAUUGAAGCGCCGCUUAGAUGACUUAUCUCGUCAGGUGGCCUCUCUGACAAUGUCACGUUCUCGCCCUCGUUCCCGAUCACGUGGUCAUCAUCCCAAUGGUCAACGCCGCUCACGAAGCCGCUCUGCUACUGGCACAUGGAAGUGCUGGUACCAUUGGAGGUUUGGUAGCUCUGCAACUAAGUGUCGCUCCCCUUGCUCGUUUUCACAGGGAAACGACAAGGGCAGUCCAUAA